Molecule: messenger RNA, 3831 nt
Organism: Prorocentrum cordatum
Lineage: Eukaryota; Dinophyceae; Prorocentrales; Prorocentraceae
Source: the annotation of a GenBank genome assembly
AUGUCCGAAGGCACCUCGGACAGCCCACGGGAUCAGGACGCUGCCUGGAGUGACGAGAUUGCCACCGUGUGCGCCGACAGCAGCAGCGGCCCCCCUGCAGCCCGCAGCAGGCGUCCGCAGCAGGAUCACUCGUCAGUUCUGCAGGCGGUGGCAGCGGGCGGCGGCGCAGUGCCAGACCAGCUCGGCGUGGCCCAGCCGCCGCGCGCAGCCAAGCGCCGCCUGAGCCAGUCUGCACGAGAGACGCUUGCGUCGAUCACUCUCGCCGAGUCGGCGCCUGCAGAGACAGCCCGUCGGCGGGGUGCCAAGACGGCUCGAGACGCCAAGGCGGCGCGAGAUCGGGCAGAUCUUGCAAAGGAGAGUGCGCAGCUAGCCUUGGCCAUCCGCCGUGAGACGAAGCAGGUUCCAGCAGAGUUGUUCGCCAUUGCUCGCUAUCCGACCCAGAGCCGAUCGCAGCAGUGGCCGAUGUCUAUUGUUAUAUCACAGCUGCAGCAACGUGCCCAAACUUUGAACAUCGCCCAGCACGCCGACUCCCCAGUCGCCAAGAUUGCCCAACAUUUCUUCGAUCGUGGGAGCGGCAUCGUCUUGACGAAGGAGGCCUUCAGCAAUCUCAUCGGCGUGGAUGCGAGGAAGAUUGGCCCAUCAAUUAUCACGUUGGCUGAGGUCUUAUUGUAUGCUGACCGUUUGGCACGAUCAAUGUUGGAGACACGGUUGGCGUUGCUCGUGAGUAGUGAACGUUUAGUGGAUAUGAUCGAUUUCGACAGGCAAGACGAGACUCCGAUGGCUGUGACUCGGCACGCGUGGCACCCCGCCCAGAACUCUGGACAACAGAAUGCGAUGAUUGUUGCGGCCAGGAGCCACCAGUUCCUUGCGCACAUGGAGAAGUCCCUCAAAUGCAUCUCGCGGGCACGGAAAACGAUGUCGAAGAUCCUCCAGUCAGAGUCUGUCUACGCGUACCGAUUUAUAGGCAAUGGUGGUCCACAUGAUAUAACUAUUAUUGGCGCUUGCGUGAACCCGCUUCAGAUUCUGGACCGCACCACGGGCGAGUGCUUACGGGCGGCAUGGCGGCACCGAACAUCCUUGAAGCAGCGCGGCCAUGUGAAGUUCAAAGCGCGCACGAGGAGCACGUGCGCCGACGCCGCUGGCGGCAAUGAUCGCUCUGAGCGUGCUGUCCUGUCGGAUCUCGGGUGCGAUUGGCGUCGCUUGCAUUUCAAGUGCGACAUCCACGCUGCAGUCAACAAUUGCCACGACUCCAUGUUUGUGUGCGACGACUUUAUGAAGGCCCAGCGGAGAUGGGCAUCGAGCAUCAAUUUUGGUACUGGACUCACCAUGUAUGGGGAAACUUUGGAGGAACUGGUUUUCGAACGGAUCGACGUGCGCUACGGCCAGCCCCCAGACGAGCAUAAAGCAUACCGCAACUACGUCACGUGCCUAUGUAUGCGGAACGUUCCGAACCAGGUCGAGAUGCUCAUCGCAAGUAGAACGCUGCCAAAUGGCAAUUGGCGAAACCAUGAGAAGGUCGAGGUGUACGUCCCGCUGGGCACCAACGCCGACCCACAUGCGAUUGCAUCAGCCGUGGCGUGGAGCUUUAAGAGAAUAUUUGCAGGCACUCUGUUCACCAAGUACGUGAAAUCUAAAUGGAAGGGCGUGUCCAAGGCCUUGUCGCAGUUCGUGCUGCCGUUCGCUUGUUGCGGUCUGGGCGCCCCAGCGUACGAGCGUUUCGCCGAGCGGGCUCGGGCGAUCAACGACAAGUGCAUCGGGAGACCUGUCCAGGGAGCAGCUGCUGGAGGCGGUGGGGCCCCUGUGCUGGCCAUCGAGGGCGGCGGCGGCCCUGCUGACGGCGGAGGCGGUGUGUGUGGCGGCGGCGCCCAGGACGGAGCCCACGGCGGUGUCGGCGAGCAGGCGAGCAAGGUCGACCAGGAGCGAUCGCACAGGGAGGAGAACAAUAAGGAUAUUGAGAUUGGUUUGGAGUUGUCUCAGUCAGAUCCUACUAGCAGGACGUUGAUAACAAUCCAAGUUGCUCUGGCACACGAGAUGUAUUUGGACCAGCUCCUCGACCAGGGUUCGGUGGACUGGGAGGCGGCUCAGCGCGCGUCACAGGCGCGCGCGCUGCUGGCCCCGUCGGGGCAGGGCCAGCCCCGAGCCAACAGGAGUUUCGAGUUGCUCGAGAUGGCCAAGGGCGGUGCCGAUUCGAAUUUCUUGACCGACAUUGUGACAAUGAUGAAUUCCGCUACCCACUGGGACGUAUUGGUGGGCGACGCCGAUAAGACCUUGGAGUGCAGGGCGUUUACGUUCAAGCUUUUGUCUGGGAGCUUAUGCACAGCAGGGCGGACGGCGUGUCUGCGCCACAAGGUCGAGCCCGUUGCAACGUUCCGAUGUUUGUUGAGCGAUGCUGACGCCGAUGACUUUGCGAACAAGCCGCAAUGUUUGCACGAUCCCUGGAGCAAGAGGUUCCUGGACGAGUUCGUCGACAAGCCUGGUGGCUUACGCAGUGACGAUGCGCAGGCAGCUUUACGAUUCCAAUGCAGGCUCGCCAGACGGCACAUGGCGAAGAUAGAGUGCUGGCACGCAGCGUUGCGGAGGCGUUUGUAUAUGCGAGGGGUCCAUGCGAAUGGGCAGGCGUUCGCUGAGGUCAACGCCGAGGCCAUCUGCGACCGCGUGCACGCCCGCGUUGCCUACAACACUGUGGCGAAGGAGUUGAGCAAGCUGACCGCCAACGGCUUGUGCGACGGGUCGGUCGGGCCCGACGGCGACUGCGACGACCUGAGAGACCGCUGGUACUCUGGCCCUUGGCACGCUUACGUUCGAUACCACACGUUUGGGACGGAGGGGAGGCCCGACUUGUCGGCGUUGUCAGCAGCGUACAACGCGCUGACGCCAGACGAGAAGCAGUUCUACAUCGACUUGGCGAAGGGCGCCCAGCAGCAGUUGGCGAAGCUGCGGCCAGGCGAGGGCGCAUUUGGCUUUACGUCGAGGGCGCUCCGACGCCAACAACGCAGUGCCCAAGCCGCCGCGGCGGCCGAGCGCACUCAGGCUGAUGAGGCUAGCGGUGCAGGGCCAGAUCCUAUGUCUCGGCGGCGGGCUGCGUUUUCGGCAGUAUCAUUGGUCAUGCGCCGCUCGGACAACCGACACUUACAUGAGUUGGUGGCGUCCGCAAAGGCGGAGCAGCGGCGCAUGCUGCUGGAGGCGGGCAGGCGCCGAGCCGCUGACCAGCGUGCGUUGCGGGAGUGGGCAGCCACGAAAGGGAAAGCAUUGUUGGAAGAGACCGUGGCCCAGAAUCCCGUGCUGCAGCCAUUCAAGCAGUGUUUGUACCCCGUGCCAGAUGUGGAUGACGUCGUGUUCGAGCUGAUCCCGACUACGACGAACGCCUUGAAGGUGGACUUCGACUCCAUGUCCACGCCCAUCCUGCACGAGCUAUCGGAGCCGAUUGUACUUGAUGAGAAGAAGAAGAAGAUCGGCCCACCGCCUUGCCACGAGGUGGGCAUCUGCUUAUGCAGCGGCGACGGCGUCCUCAUCUGGAAAAUGAGGAACGCAUACCUGGCGAAGCUGAAGGUUCUUUACAAGGCAGGGCCAAUGAAGAGUCUAUUGCGACAGCAGUCGCUGGUCGUUCGGUUUGACGGCCAUCGGGAGCAGCUCUUCACCGAGAUGAGCGACGGCUGGGGCGACGAGUUCGCUGAUCUACUUGGCGGUGGUGAAGUUGGACCUGCACAUCUGGAGAUGUGGUUCCACAUCGGCGCGCACUCCCUGAACCCGUACCGCUCGAGCUUCUUGGCCCUUGUCGUCGGUGAGGACCCUGACAGGGUCGCGGUGGUUGAUGGCGAGAUCAUGCUUGAG